AUGGUGAUUUUAGCAGUGUUGCUAGCAGCGCUGCUUCCUCCUUCAGUGUGCCAGCAGCAUCCUCUUAAAUGUGCCAUCAGCGAACCCAUCCCUUUUCCUCACAAAUAUUAUCAACCAGGUGGUUUCAUCAUCGGAGGCAUUGUUUCUCAAAUGAUCCUGCUUUCUGAAGAGAAAACUUUCAAAAAAGACCCCAUUCAGCAACAGAAUCGAGAACCUGUGUAA
This is a messenger RNA of Podarcis lilfordi (Lilford's wall lizard), 222 nucleotides long. The record is from the annotation of a GenBank genome assembly. NCBI's taxonomy places the organism in Eukaryota, Metazoa, Chordata, Lepidosauria, Squamata, Lacertidae.